CCUGACACACCAUCCAUCAUACGCCGGGAAAACCUUGCCGGAGAAAAAACAGGCGAUCCAAAACAAUCCGGAGCCUAACAUGCGAUUUUACUUCACCCUGGUUGUACCCCUUCUAAUUUCAUCACUCUUCGCCCUCUCCACGGCACAGCAGAAGGACCCUGACCAGCAGUUGAUCAAUGAUAUCGACGCAGCGAAGCUCAAGAUCGCUCAAUUGGAAACCGCGCUUGAGGAAACCGUACGGAACGUUGAUUCGAAAACCCUCUACUUGAAAGAUCGCGAGGUUUUGAUUCAAGAUUCAGACAGUCAGAUUCGAGAUCUGCAGUCUGCUCUAUCAAGUGUCAAGAGUGACUUACCUGAGGUUCAAAAAUGGAUAAGGGAGUUGGAAGAAGAGGUUAAACUUCUAUGGGCUGCCUUGAGAGCUUCCAACUUCGAUCUUCACAUUUUAAAGGAAAAAGAAAGAGAGGCUGAUGAUAAAGUACAAGUUGCUGCUUUGGAAGUUGAGAAGAUGUCGGACUUUGUGACGGAGCAGUGGAUUCAAAUUCAGCACCUUGAGCAGAUGGUAGAAUUCAAUGCUCGAAGGCACAGCAGAACUAACAGAUGCAACUUCUUGAAGCUUAUUAACGAACUACUGGAAAAACAUCUUCCCAAAGUUCAUGAAACGUUUGAUGUCUGCUUGAAGGAAUGGAAGCAUUCAAUGGAAUGUUACCUAUCAGAACCUAUGUCACAGUUAAAGGGAUUCUGGGCAGCUGUUACAAAGUACCACCACCAGGGUUGGAUCAAACGCGAGAUGGAGAAGAGCGAUGUUACGGCGGCUCUUGCGAAUAGGGAAGUGGUGUUUUUCGUGGCAUCUGCGCUUAUUACAUUCCCAGUGUUGGGAGCCUUGAUGUUUCUCUCUUCCUAGUUUGGUCUCUUUGGACUUGGAAAACAUGCCGCCGUCAUCAAGAGGAUGACGAGGAGAGACUGUGGCGAUGGAUGACGACCCAAUCCUUUAUUCAACGCUGAGAGGAAAGAAUGUUGGCUAAUUCAAUUUCAUAAUCAUUUCUUGUGAUACAGUUUAUUUCACAAGAAACUUCCCCAUUUAUUAUAGAAAAAAAGUUUAGGGGUCCUUUACCCCUGAUUGCAAAUU
This is a messenger RNA of Tarenaya hassleriana, 1126 nucleotides long. RefSeq lists its product as uncharacterized. The record is from RefSeq and is a predicted model, not a curated record. Bases 80 to 901 code for a protein of 273 amino acids. The transcript is spliced from 9 exons. NCBI's taxonomy places the organism in Eukaryota, Viridiplantae, Streptophyta, Magnoliopsida, Brassicales, Cleomaceae.